This is a messenger RNA of Arachis ipaensis, 1651 nucleotides long. Its product is annotated as hikeshi-like protein. Gene Ontology annotation, biological process: protein import into nucleus. Gene Ontology annotation, cellular component: nucleus; cytosol. Gene Ontology annotation, molecular function: nuclear import signal receptor activity. The record is from RefSeq and is a predicted model, not a curated record. NCBI's taxonomy places the organism in Eukaryota, Viridiplantae, Streptophyta, Magnoliopsida, Fabales, Fabaceae.
AAAAUACAACGCUGAAAAGACACAUACGUCCCUCUUCAAGUCCAGAAUGUUCUAGACCACCCAUGACGGGACUCAACUCAACUCCAAACCCCAUCUUUAACCCCGUCGCAACACCACCACUUCCACCUCGCUGCUACUUCUCAAUCUUGAUUCUUGAAUAGAAGAAAAUCUAAAAGCUAAAAACAUACCACGAAGAAAAUUAAAAGAUGUUCGGAGUAGUUUUCCCAAACCGCAGCUUCCCCAUAGACAUCUCCACCUUCGCCCAAAUCGAUACCUUCCAUUGGGUUCUCGACAUGAACACUUUCGUCGGUGAGGCGUACGAUCAAAUUCGCGAGGUUUGCAUCUUCCUUCUCAACGGCUUUACCCUUCCUCCGGACAAGGCGCUCGCCGUCUACGUCCAGUCGCCGGGAUCACCGUUCGUCUUCUGCGGCGCCGUCACGCUUGCUCGCCCCUCCGCCGUGAUCUCGUUGCCGUGGCCGGAGCCCGGUGGAGGACGCGGCGGCGCUGCCGUCGCUGGACGUCGCCGGCGAGCAGCGGAUCGAGCGCGUGGCGUUGAAGGUAGGGGAGAAUCUAUUCAACUUCAUGCAGAGUUUUUGCGGUGUUGAUGGUUCGAAGCUUGUGGUGCCGAUGGAUAUUUUGGAUCGGUGGUUCAAGAAGUUUCAGGAGAGGGCCAAGCGUGACCCUGAGUACUUGAAGGGUUUCGCUUUGUAAGUGUUUCUUAAUUGAGAAAAGAGUUCCAAUUUCUCCUUUUUUUUUCUAGGGUGCUAGAAAUGAUAGAGAAUGCAAAGCGAUAGUGUUUGUGUGAAUUGCGAUGAUAGAUUAGAUGUAACUCUAUGCCUCCAUUAAAUCAAUCCAUGGAGAUGCCUUUGUGCACUUCAAUUACAAUUGAGGAGGGGAAUUAGUAUCUAAAUGAAGAUGUUGCACCCUUUUUCUUUUUAGAUAUUUGAAUUUGAAAUAUGUUUUGAUCAUGUUGACAGAGGCAUAGACUGUUAAUUGCCGGAAGUUAUACGAGAAAAGCUAUGUCUGCGGCUAAAGAAAGAACACUUUGCUAUUAAUGUAGAGUUGAUGACAGGGGACUGUGGUCUAAGUCGAUGGGUGAUGGGUUUAGGAUUUGAAGUAUGACACCUUUUAUUGUUGAUGCUUGAUGCUGACAAAUCAUGUUCUAGCUUUUAGCUUGGGUUAAAGAAAAAGCAAUGUUGUUGGUUGUACUAGAUUCUGAAUUCCAUUUGAGUGGUAACAUUUAGUCUUCACUCUUCUCUUUAACUAAUUAUGGGAUUCCUCAUCAUGAUGGACGCUAGUCAAUGGCCAUUAUUUUUCCCGAAAUUAUCUUGAUUUGAUUUCUGAUAGUGAGUAGAUAAUAGGGUUUAAGAAUGGGCUGGAACAAGAAGCGAAUGUUGGGAUAGUUGCUUUUUUAGGAGGCAGACAGAAGAUGAAGUAAAAAGUAGAUACUUUCAAUGUUUGGAAUCUUAAAAAUGUUACUAAGUUUUGCCCCAUUUAGAAGUUACAAGGAUGUUUAGAAUAUCUAUCUGGAGGGUUUGUAUGUUAUUGAACCUUUGGCAAAUGGUUAGUUUUCUGUAUUAGGCAUGCUUUUAAUACUUUUGCUGUCUCCUAUAUGAAUGGAAUCAUAAUAUGCAAUCUUUUAAGAUGAUCU